ACCCCUUUUGCCGCAGCUAUGAGCGUUAUGGGCAACGCGCUGCCGAGUGUUGCUCUCCAUAGCCUUUGGCACACUUAAAACAAGUGGCCCUUUGUACGACGCAAAGCCCUUCUUAGGUACUCGCCACUCGCCACAGCGAUCGGGUGGCACGAGUUCAUUUUAAACUCGCCGCGCGGAGCAGAAUGGCAUGUUUCAAGGAACAAACACAAAGUACACAACGAUUAUGUUCGUGAAAUUCUCGGCUGAAACUGAAACACGGCGUCACGUUUCCAAUCGAGUUCAUCGCGUCGCUAUUUCCAGCCAACGCCAAAGCGCUGUCAGUAUCUUGGAGCGGUCCGGCAUAUUUUUUUGUGUUUAAGUUUGGAAGCGAGGUCCGGUGCCAGAAUGGGGCACGUACGCUGCGUUGCGCAAGACGCGACGGCAGAUGUCUGCAUCCGCUUGUGCGUGCCGGCUUAAGUUUCCGAAACAAAAAAAACAACAUCACCGGCGGAUGGAGGGGACGUGCGUGGCAGUUUGACACUCGCUGCCGGAGAGAAGAGUUACAACAACGACGAGGACACAAGGUCCGCCACUUGGGACGUGCCGUCGGACACGGCUCCAAACUGUUUCUCGUUCUCCUUCAUGGUGGAACGACUCGCAGAGCCCAAUCGCGUUCUCCUCCUGCUCGUCGACGGACUUGUGGAACACGUUCCUCGCAGCGGCGGACGACGCAGGGACAUGCGCAUUGCCCCGGCGGUUGGAGCCCGAGCAGAAACCCAGCGCCUGGUUGUAAUUAGGAUAACGAGCAGUUAAGUGGGGGGGGGGGGGGGUGUUCGUCAUGUCAAGGAAGAGCAGAGCACCGAAGCUCAGGUGUUACGUCGACGCGCCAGACGGAGGGUGGGGAUGGAUCAUCGUGCUCCACUUCUUCAUGGUGAACGUCUUGGUGAUGGGGAUGCUGAAAUCCUUCGGCUUCUUCUUCGUGGCAUUUCAAGAGGAGUUUUCGGAGAACGCCGAGCGAAUCAGUUGGAUUGGAUCCAUCAUGUCCAGCCUACGCCUCAUGGCCGGACCCCUGGCGUCCGUGUCAUGUGGGCGACUGGGAGAGAGGGGCACGGCCGUGCUCGGGGGGCUCAUCGUGGCCGCGGGCUUCUUCGUGUCUGUGCUCGCGCAGAGUGUGCCCUUCCUGUACAUUACCCUGGGCGUGCUGGUAGGUCUGGGCUUUGCCCUCAUCUACCAGUCGGCGAGCAUCAUGACCGCACGCUACUUCAAGACGCGCCUCUCCACAGCCUACGCCAUCUCGCGUUCCGGCAUGGGCCUUACCUUCGCUCUUGCGCCCUUCACGCAGAUGUUGCUGGACGAGUACGGCUGGCGAGGAGCCCUGCUAAUCCUCGGCGCCCUCAUGCUGAACUUGAUUCCGUCUGGAAUGUUGCUCCGACCGAUCCACCUGCUGGACGACCUCGGUUCGGCACAAGUCGAAAAGUCGGCCCACGGACCGGGGAACGAAGACCAAGCGGGCGACAUCGCCAUUGUGUGCCCGGCGCCGGGGGAACGACGCGGAGCGGCAGAGCAGGAGCAGAAUAGGUGGGAUGCUGCCUCCGCGCUCAACGCCGCACACAUUUACGAAGAAGGCGGCGAUGCCAGCAGUGAGAGGAGGACAAGCGUCGACACGGCCGCGAUUGCGGGCGGACCUCUGGGGAACGGAGAGAACACGGAUCUUCCGAACGGAGGCGGAAAAGGCCACGCGGCUUCCCGGGCGGGGUCGCCGUGCAGCGACGGUGGCUCCCGUGGAGCAGAAGUGGGAAGCGAAAGGCGCCGCACGGCAAACUCCAACAACGACCCACAGCACGUGAGUGCGAGGCGCAAGUGCCAGCGCGUGCACGUGGAGGUUGUUGACGGGAGGGGGGCGACCUCCUGCCCGCCUUGCGGUGGGCAAGAGCCGAAGUCGGAGGAAAAACUCCUGGACAUCUCGCUGCUCAGGGAGCCGCUGUUCCACGUGUACACGUGGUCUGUGGUGUUCAGCCAGCUGGCAUACUUCAUUCCAUACUUCCACUUGGCAGCGCGGGCACAGACGCUGGGCAUCGAUCCAAUGAAGGCAUCACUUAUCAUCUCCAUGGCAGGUGGACCUGCUGGGCGUGCAGAGGGUUCGCAGCGCCUUCGGCCUCUCGAUGUUCUUCGUGGGCUUUGGCUGCCUCAUGGGUCCCCCCACUGCAGGCUGGCUGUACGACAUCACGCACACGUACGACUCGUCCUUCUUCCUGGCGGGCACGUGCUACCUGAUCGCGGCCGUGCCCCUGCUCCUGGAGCCGCUGGCUCAGGCUCGCGCCCGGCACCAGGACACCGCGAGGCCCCUGGGGACCGGCUCACCGGUUCCCGGCCUCAACGGGGAGUGGCUGGGCCCUCUGCCCGGAUCCGGUCCCCUGACCUCACGUGGAUGAAAAUGCAACCCCGAGGAAUCGCAGGGGAUGUUCAGAAACAUAGACCCCCCCCCCCUACCACCCCCCCCCAUCCAUCCUGGGAAAUAUACUCAACGUCACCCACAAUGCUUCACAACACGGCAACAUGAGUUUGUAUGCAAUAUCGUAGUUUUUGUUUAUUUUUAUUAUCACACGCUUUUAUUUAACUCACUCUGUCUGUUGUCGUAUCCUCAAAGCUUGUAACUACAUUUUUACCCACUUCCCAAUGUGGUAUCGACUGAAAACUUGGUAUACGUAUGUCAUACUGAUGACAAUACGAUAUUUUAUCAUUAAAAAUAAAAAAACAUAUAUUUUAAAACAUUCUUUUACACGCUUUUUAUUAACUCACUCUGUCUGUUGUUGUCGUAUCCUCAAAUCUUGUAACGCAAUUUUAACCCACUUUCCAAUGUCGUAUCGACUGCAAACUAGGUAUACGUAUGUCAUACUGAUGACAAUACGAUAUUCUAUCAUUAAAAAUAAAAAUAAACAUUUUUAAACAAUCUUUUUUAUAUGUUAUGUUUCGGCUUUGGUCUAAUUGUCGACGCUCAACUGACGUUGGCUGUAAAUCACCACGGGGCCACUUCCUGGAGUCGUGGAGUUCUGCCAUUACUCGUACGGUACAUUUCAUUAAAGCGUGUUUUAACAAAAAGUCUUUUUUAAAUAUCACUUAUUUUAUUUUGUUACAGAUUCCCAUAGUUUAGAUUGAGUGCUCUUGCCGAUGGCAUCCAGUAAGCGAGCAGCCAUUUGUUUAGAAAGCCUGACUCUGCUGAUGAGACCCAAAAGGUGUUCGGAACCGGUUUGGAGAGUUUGCUUGCUUGAAUAAAUGCUGCCGGUUAAUGUUGAUCUGGAAAGCCAAUAGACCGAUGUGACUAAACUCUCACUUUUUAUGUCGAGACACAAAAGGAGUCAUGGUUGGAUUUGCUUUUACUCCAUUUACCUGCAUGACAUGGCAGGAUUGUGACAAAUGCCAAUGACAUAGUCACUUUAAGAUGUUUUCUUGUUCAUGUUUUUUUGUUUGUUGCGGUUGCACCCGAUUCAAGAGCCGAAUGGCUCCCAGGGCUAUACCUAAUAAAUGAACUUUGAACUUUGGCUUGGGGAGGCACUCAUCCAGCAGUGGAUUGAUGAUGGCUUAUGGUGACCAUUAAGCAAAGCUCGAUAUGCAUAAUGAAGCCGGCUUGUACACGAACCACAUUCUCUGUAUUAUAAGACACUCCGGAAAGUAACAUGCAUCUACUUGUGCCCAGGUUGAAUCUAGUUUUACAAAUCUGGUCACACACACACAAAUAAACUGGAUUAUAAGACGCACGUCAGCGUUUUGCUUUAAACUACAGGGGCAGACGAUGUGUCUUAUAAUCUAGAAGAUAUGGUCCAUAUAUAGUCCUUUAGUCGGUCCACUGCUGGAUGAGGGUUGCGCUCAUUGUCGGGAUUAUUUGAUCAUACUUCACCACGCUGGUCAGUGUGGGUAGAUUAAGGCACCUCCGAUUAGCACCGUUAGCUUUGCAUGGUCCGAAAGAAGUUCAACAUUUAUAUAAGAGAGCAUAGUAGUAGUUGGAGCACGGUACAAUGCAACAAUGUAUGUUGCCGUACUCUCCUCUGCCGACAACGUAGCCCCGCAGCAGCCUAUAGCACCUGUGUUACACGUGGUGGUGAUGGUGGUGGCCCAUCAUCCAACCAUGAUCCGGCUUCCACCGCUGCAUAGCUUCUGUGAUCCGGUGGGAUCAGGCGCAUUCGUUUUAGACAGCUACGUAUGAAGCGGAUGAACGCGUUCAAACAAAAACAAACUUACAAAAAUCAUGAUCGCAAUGCAUGACAAUUAUAGAGGAGUGUCCUGUUAAAACUUGAUAACCCACACUUUUUGGUUCUUUCGGUAAAGUCGCGUAGGUAUAAAAUUAAAAUAAAUCACGACGUUUCGGGCGCAACACAAGCGUCCGUCAUCAGGUGUGUUGAGCCCGAAACGUCGUGAUUUAUUUUAUUUUAUACCUACGUGACUUUACCGAAAGAACCAAAGAGUGUGGAUUCCUGCAGUCACGAAAGCUUCAAAUUAAGAUUGAUAACCCACACAGAAAGACUGCAUUACAACAACAAACAACCGCAUUGAUACGCUGCGUCAAUUGUCGUGGUUGUGCUGCAUAGCAGGCCUGGCGUUUCGUCAGCUUGUGUAUCUUGUUCAGCGUGAUGCCGUGAACUUAGAGUGAACUCAACCCAAGCGUGUAUCUUGUUCAGCGUGAUGCCGUGGAUUUACACUGAACGAACUCAAUCCAAGUGUGUGUGUUGUUCAGCGUGAUGCCGUGAACUUACGCGGAGCGAAUUCAAUUACAUCUCUCAAAAAAAGCUCUCGGCAUGUGCAGCGAAACGUCGGACAUCGUGCUUGAACAACACACGGCACGAUGCGAAUCCACUUACGAUAUUUUUUUUUAUAUCGGAUCAUCUCCCCUUAGGUGGUCACAAUGAAGGCAAUUCAUUUUCAAGGAUACCCUUCAAUCAGAGGGCAAUAUUUCCUGGGUAUUUACAAAUUCCACGACUUCAAUUGUCAUUUUCACAAAGGGCGAAUUGAAAAAUAUGGACUAAUAAGGAUGAAAAAAAAGUAUGUAUUGUUCAGCCAACGUGUUCAUGAUCAUUCAUUGUUCAUCGCCUUGUAUUUUUCUUCUGUUAAACGGUCAAAACACAGCGCAGAAUGUCGAUUUCCAGCUACCACAAGGUGGCUCUGUAACCCAGAUUAGCAGUUGUGACCGAUACAAAAAAAAUAAAGAGUUAGUUCUGGAAGAAAAACUCAUCUACGCGACACACAUUUUAUACGCGGUAUUAUUUUUUAUCAAUAAAAUAUGUGUUAUCGUUUAAACAAUUUAAAAUAAAACCAUCUAUUAUAACCAUGU
Molecule: messenger RNA, 5302 nt
Organism: Lethenteron reissneri (Far Eastern brook lamprey)
Lineage: Eukaryota; Metazoa; Chordata; Hyperoartia; Petromyzontiformes; Petromyzontidae
Product: monocarboxylate transporter 5-like
Biological process (GO): monocarboxylic acid transport; transmembrane transport
Molecular function (GO): monocarboxylic acid transmembrane transporter activity
Source: RefSeq, a predicted model, not a curated record